Messenger RNA from Antechinus flavipes (yellow-footed antechinus), 6250 nucleotides. RefSeq names its product zinc finger protein 546-like. Gene Ontology annotation, molecular function: DNA-binding transcription factor activity, RNA polymerase II-specific; RNA polymerase II cis-regulatory region sequence-specific DNA binding. Lineage: Eukaryota; Metazoa; Chordata; Mammalia; Dasyuromorphia; Dasyuridae. Gene Ontology annotation, biological process: regulation of transcription by RNA polymerase II. The coding region runs from base 1891 to 3972 and encodes 693 amino acids. The transcript has 3 exons. The record is from RefSeq and is a predicted model, not a curated record.
UUAAAACUUUGCUCAAAGGGUUGUUUAAAACUGUAUGCCCUUUGUUCUGGCAAUAUCAGACCUACAUGUAUGCAGAUAUUUAUUGCAACUCUUUUUGUGGUGGCAUAGAACUGCAGAGUGAGGGGAUGCCUAUCAAUUAGGGAAUAGCUGAAUAUGUAAGAUUAUAAUGGAAUAUUAUUGUGCUGGGAAAGACUUACAUGAAGUAGUGCAAAGUGAAAUGUAAUACAAUUCCAAAGUAUUUAUGAUGAAACCAUGCUAUCCACCUUUGGAGAAAGAUGGUGAAGAGACAAAGUAGGAAGGAAAUUAAGAAUCUAGUUUUAAAAAUGAAUAUUUAAAGUUGUUUUCAUGUGUAAUAUGAAAAAAUAUUAAUGAAAAAGAGACAAAUUUGAAAGAUUUAAUAAUUCUAAUCACAAUGAUCAAUUAUUUUUCAGGAGGAUUCUUCCUGAAACAUGGUACCCAACUUUUGACAAUGAUAUAAUCAAUUUACAGGAUGCAGAUUGAGACAAACAUAUUUUGGACAUGAACCAUAUGGAAAUUUGUUUUGUGCAUGUACUUGUGUAUAUGUGUGUGUAUUCAUCACAAGGAUUUUGUUCACGUUUUUUUCCCUAAUAAGGUGGGGAAAGUAGGAGUAUUAGGAAAUAGAUUUUUGUUAAGGAUGGCCUUUCUUCCUCAGAUUCAAGGAGGAAGAAUGAGAAGAAACUUUUUUGCUGUGGUUGGUCCUCCCUCCUAGUACCCUGAUAGGUGAUACCUUUUUAUCUAAUAUAUAUUGGGAGUUUAAGACUUAAGUCCUUGAUUCAAGUCUGGUUUUUUUUUUUUUUUUUUUUUUUUUUUUUUGAGAAGUGCUACUUUAAAGUAAAUUGAAUUAAAGAGUAAGAGGCAGCAGAGAAAAGAAUACCAAGCUGUGUGUAAGAAGGCUUGUAAUUGAGACUCAGCUGUGUUUAUAGCUGAUUAAUUUGAAUCAUAAUUUGUCUUGAUAAUUAAAAUGUUUUAAGUACCAUUAAUUGAAAAUGAAUAAAAAAGGAAAUAGAACAUUAUACAAAAAUAGUGGGGAGACAACAAAGAUCUCAUUCUGGCAGUAAAUGUUACAAAAGAUUUAUGUCCCCAAAGAAUGAUCUUUUAAAUGUUUUUGUGAAUAAACUCACCUGUAGCCUUGUUCUGAUUGUAGAGAAAAGACAUACCAGCAUAGAACAGUGAAAAUAUCUUUGGAGUUGGAGCUGAAAAAACUUGGAUUCAAAGUGCAGAUCUGCAAUUUACUCCUUUUUGACCUUCAGCAAGUUAAUUUCCCUUUCUAGAUUUUCCUUACAUUGCAAAAUGAGAAAACUGGACUCUUAGGUCUCUUUCCAUUAUAAUAUAUGAAUCAGAAAAUAAUGAUUCUUUAUAAUCAUUUUUAGGUAUAAAAUAUUUUUUUUUCAGUGUUGCAGAUUAGAAAUGGUAGGACCCCGUUCUCACUUUUCUCAUAUGGUUCAUGGAGCAUUGAGCACAAUCAUGUUCACAUAUUGUAAAAAAACAAAAAAAAAACCCACCACAUUUAAAAUGGUUGUCAUUGGCUCCAUUAAUAACUUUAAACAGAUACUGUGCUUAUUUUUUAGAAUACAAAGAAAAGUAAAUCUGGCCACUGGCCUUAAGAAAUUUGUAUAGUAAUGAGAGAGGAAUUCUGAAGUGUCAUUUAUGUACCAGUCAGUAUAAUGGAUUACAGAAAAGUUGAUUGAAAUAAUUCCUAUUGCCAAGAAGUUUAUAUUCAACCUUCACAACAAUUGUAGUUGUUCCUAGGUAAGCACAAAUUUUUUUGUGUUUCAGGGAUCAGUGACAUUCCAAGAUGUGGCUGUAGAAUUCACCUGGGAGGAGUGGGAACAUUUAAACUCAACUCAGAAGAAGUUGUACAGGGAGGUAAUGCUGGAGAACUAUAGAAACUUAGCCUCUUUGGGAUUUGCAGUUUCCAAACCAGACGUGAUCUACCAGUUGGAAAGAAAGGAAGCUUCUUGGAUGCCAGAGACAGAUAAUUCAAAAAGCAGCUGUCCAGGGAGCAAAGAAUUUACCAAAGAGAAAUCUUAUGAAUGUGGUGAAUGUGGGAAGACCUUCAAGAGUAAAACACAACUUACUUUGCAUCAGAGUAUUCAUACUGGAAAGAUUCUUUAUGAAUGUAAGGAGUGUGGAAAGGCUUUCAUCUACAACUCAGAACUUAGUCUACAUCAGAGAAUUCAUACUGGAGAGAAACCUUAUAAGUGUAAUGAAUGUGGGAAGGCCUUCAGAAGGAAGGCAAACCUUACUAUGCAUCAGAGAAUUCAUACUGGAGAAAAACCUUAUGAAUGUAGUGCAUGUGGGAUGGCCUUCAGACGUAAGAUUCAGCUUACUGUGCAUCUGAAAAUUCAUCCUGGAAAGAUUCUUUUUGAAUGUAAAGAGUGUGGGAAGGCUUUCCACUACAAUUCAGAACUCAUAAAGCAUCAAAGAAAUCAUAUGGGAGAAAAACCUUAUGAUUGUAGUGAAUGUGGUAAGGCUUUCAGAAGUAAAACACAGCUUACAAUGCAUCAGAGAAUUCACACAGGACAGAAACCUUACGAAUGUAAAGAGUGUGGGAAAGCUUUCUUCUACAACUCAAAUCUUAUUAAACAUCAAAGAAUUCAUACAGGAGAGAAACCUUAUGAAUGUAGUAUUUGUAGGAAGGCCUUCAGGAGGAAAGCAAAUCUUAAUAUGCACCACAGAAUUCAUACUGGAGAGAAGCCUUUUGAAUGUAGUACAUGUGGGAAGACCUUCAAGAGGAAGUCAACUCUUAAUAUGCAUCAGAGAAUUCAUACUGGGGAAAAACCUUAUGAAUGUAGUGAGUGUGGAAUGACCUUCAGGCUUAAGACACAGCUUUCUAUGCAUCAUAGCAUUCACACUGGAGAGAAACCUUAUGAAUGUAGUACAUGUGGGAAGGGCUUCAAUAGGAAGUCAAAUCUCACCGUGCAUCAGAAAAGUCAUACUGAAAAAAGUCUUUAUGAAUGUAAAGAGUGUGGGAAGGCUUUUCAUGAGAAAUCAGAUCUUCUAAAACAUCAAAGAAAUCACAGAGGAGAAAAACCUUAUGAAUGUAGUGUGUGUGGGAAGGCCUUCAGGAUGAAUUCACAUCUUACUGUACAUCAGAGAAUUCAUACUGGAGAAAAACCAUAUGAAUGUAGUGAAUGUGGGAUGGCCUUCAGGCGUAAAACAGAGCGUACUGUGCAUCAGAGAAUUCAUACUGGAGAAAGUCUUUAUGAAUGUAAGGAGUGUGGGAAGGCUUUCUUCUACAAUUCAGUAUUUAUGCUACAUCAAAGAAUUCAUACUGGAGAAAAACCUUAUGAGUGUGGUAAAUGUGGGAAAGCCUUCAGGAGUAAAACACAACUUAAUGUUCAUCAGAGGGUUCAUCCUGGAACGAUUCUUUAUGAAUGUAAAGAAUGUGGGAAGGCUUUCCACUACAAUUCAGAACUUAUUCGACAUCAAAGAAUUCAUGCUGAAGGUAAACCUUAUGAAUGUAGUGAGUGUGGGAAUACUUUCAUAAAUAAGAAAACACUUACUGUGCAUCAGAGCAUUCAUACUGGAGUGAAACCUUAUGAAUGUAGUGAAUGUGGGAAAGCCUUCAGGUGUAAGACACAACUUACUUUUCAUUAUAGCAUUCAUACUGGAGAGAAACCUUAUGAAUGUAAUGUAUGUGGAAAGGCCUUCAGGAGGAAGCCACGUCUUAUUGUGCAUCAGAGAAUCCAUACUGGAGAGAAACCUUACAAGUGUAAUGAAUGUGGGAAGUCCUUUAGGAUUAAGGCACAUAUUACUGUGCAUCAGAGCAUUCAUACUGGAGAGAAACCUUAUGAAUGUAAUGCAUGUGGGAAGGCCUUUAAUAGGAAGUCAAAUCUUACUGUACAUCAGAGAAUUCAUACUGGAGAAACACCUUAUGAAUGUAGUGAAUGUAGAAUGGCCUUCAGGUUUAAGAGACAGCUUACUGUACAUCAGAGAAUUCAUACUUGAGGGAAAUCUUAUGAAUUUAGUAAAUGUGGGAAUGCCUUUAUAUAGAAUGCAAAACUUUAUGUCUAUCAGAGGAUUCAUACAUAAGAUAUUCCUCAUGAAUGUAAAGAGUGGGAGACUAUCACAACUUAAAUUUUAUUGAACAUCAGAGAGUAGUUACUGGGGAGGGACCUUAUUAAUGUGGAAAGGCAUUCAGAGUUAAGCUACAACUUGGCAUAUAUCAGAGCACUUAUUCUAGAUAGAAACCUUAAUGGUAGUGAAUAUGGGAAGGUCUUCAGAAAUAAGAGUGAAUUUAAUGUGCUUUAAAAAAUUUGUACAGGAAAGAUUAUUUAUGAAUAUAAGGAGUGUGGGAAGGUGUUCCACCAGAACUUACUGGACAUCACAGAAUUCAUACUUAUGGUAUAUUCAUAAAGUUUAUCUUAUGUGGGCAGACCUUUUUCCUGGCUUUAGAACUUAAUAGUAGAGCACUGAUACAAGAGAAAAAUGUAAUGAUGCUAAUGAAUGUGGAACACCUUCAGACUAAGGGCACAACUUAGCACAAAAAAAUAUUCUGGAGAGAAACCUUUUGAGUUAUAUAAGGCAUAUGGGAAGGUAUUUGUACUGAGAACAGUACUCUGACAUCCAUCAAAGAAUUUAUAUUCUAUAAAAUCUUUAUGAAUGUUAAGUACUGUGGGAGGAUGCUGUAGCCAUCUUGAGUGAUUCUGAGUCAGAAUAUGAAUAUCUAAGAGAUCUUAUUUAGCCCCAUGAAAGGAGAUAGUCCUCCCUUUUGCAGAGCCCUCUAAGGGAAGAAAGAUUAAUGAUGUCCUCCCAUCAACCUUCUGCUAUGGAGAGGAUAUGGUAGUUGAGCCAAAGGUGGUGGUAUCGGGGGAACCUUCGUAUUAACUUUGAUCCUUGAGCAGAUGGCAUAAAGAAAUCUUAUGGAUGAUCUCUUGGCCAUCAGAUAAGUUUGAUCUGUGAUGAAUUCCUGUUGAUUGUGCUGAGAUAUGAAUCAUUUGAACUGUACUCUUGACAUUGCUGGUGCUUCUUUUGCUUAUAUUCAUCAAGGUAGAUACUCAACCAUAAAGAUUUGGAAUAAACAUUAAUUUCCUAAAAUCCUGAUAAGGAUCUGUGGCAGAUAAUGAUUCUAUUUGAUUUCUGCCCUGUGUUCUGAAUGUCAAAGAGAAGGAAUUCAAUGAAGUCCCAGUAAACAGCAGAUAGAAGUAUCAUCUAUUUAGUGGCAUAUGGGUAGGAGAUUCAAAGGAAAUGAACAGGGAAUUUUAAGAAGUCAAAACUAUCAGGUGUCACAGGACAAAACGCUCCACGUCAGUUUAGAGAAAUACAAAUAAAAACAACUCUCAGAUAUCACCACCUCAUACCUAUUAGGCAAUGUCAUAGCUAAGGAUAAGGACAUUUUGCAGGGGAUGGGGAAGAAUCAUGAUAUUAAUUCAUGGUUCAUAGUAGGUACAGCCAUUCUGGUGACCGAUUUGGACCUGUGUCCAUAGUCCUAUGAAACUACAUUCCUCUUUACCCACUUGGUCUUUAUGCCAAAGAGAUAAAAGGAAAAGGACUUAUGUGAAGAAAAGUGUUUCUAGUGGCUCUUUUUGUGGCAGCAAAGUAUUGGAAAUUGAGGACAUGCUCAUCAUUUGGGGAAUGGUUAGAUACAUUGUGGUUUAUGGUUGUAAUGGAGUACUAUUUUGUUCUAAGAAAUGAUGGAUGGUAGCUAGAUGCCUUAUUGGAUAAAGCACUGAGCCUGAAGGCAGUAAGCCUCAGAUACUUAUUAGCUCUGUAUCUCUGAGCAAGUCAUUUAAGCUUUUUUUUUUUUGUUUGUUUUAAUAUCUUGGAAAAGGAAAUGGCAGAAUUAUUCAGCCAAGAAAACUCCCAAUAGGAUCAUGAAGAUUCAAAGAAUCAUUGAAUCACUCAACAUGAGGGAAAUUGUGAAGAUUUAUAGAAUUGAAACAGAGUGAAGUAAACAGAACCAGAUUAUUAUUGUGCACAGUAAUAGCAAUAUUGUAAUGAUUAACUAUCUGAUCAAAAUAAUUCCAAGGGACUCAUGAUGAAAUGUACUAUCCAUCUGCAGAAGACAAAAUGAUUAACUCAGUGUAAGUGGAAGUAUAAAUUUUUUUUCAUUUUCUUAUUGAUUUUGCUACAUGUUUAUUAUUUUGAUUGUUAGUUAUUCUACAUGUAUAAUUUAUAUAUUUCCGGCCUUAUCAAGUAUAAAGAGGGAUUGGAAAGAGAAUUUUGGAACUCAAAAUGUUAAACAGAAUGUUCAAAAUAAAGAUUUUUAUUUAAAUAAUUAAAAAAA